CUUCUCGCUCUCGUUUCUCACUCUCUCUCACACAUUCUGAUUCUUUCCAAAAUAAAGAAAGCAAUAACUUUUUUUCCUUUUCUCACAUUAUUCUCUCCCAAAAUUCCCUUUUUCGGAAUAAUCUCUAUCAUUCACAGUGCCGUGUGGUUUUUGAUAUUUGAAUGAUCAUUGUUUGCGUUUCAAAACCUUUGCACAUUGCAGAUAUUCAUAUUCCUCUGUUUUGCAUUCUCUGUUUUCGUAACGCCACCUUGUUCCUUCCUCUGUUUCCUUUCUCCAACAAAAAAAAAUGGGUUUUCGGUUUUCUCUGGUUCAUCUUCUUCACCUUGUUCUGUUGUUGUUUUCUUUGAUGUUUCUGCCUCGUGCAUGUCCUCAAGAUGCUGUUGUGAUGAACACGCUCAAGAAGGCGAUAACUUCAAGCUCUGGUCUAAAAUGGUCAGACCCUGAUGUCUGUAACUGGAAUCAUGUUCAGUGCAAUUCGAACAAGAGGGUCACUGCAAUUCAAAUCGGGUAUCUCAACCUUGAAGGGUCUUUGCCGAAGGAACUGGUUCAGCUCACUGAGUUAACUCGCUUUGAGUGUAUGCAAAAUGGCUUCACUGGGCCGUUUCCUUACAUGCCCAAAUCUUUGGAGAUUCUGAUCAUUCAUGACAACAAUUUCAGUUCCAUUCCAUUUGAUUUCUUCAGCAACAUGACCAAUUUGCAGGAGGUGAGGAUUGACUACAACGAUUUUCCUCAAUGGCAGGUUCCUUCUAGCCUCAAAGAUUGUGUUGCUCUUCAGCAAUUUUCUGCAAUGAGAGCUGGUUUUGUUGGGGGAAUCCCAGAAUUCUUUGGGAAAGAUGGUCCUUUUCCAGGUUUGGUUUUCUUGGGGUUGUGUUUUAAUUCUUUUGAAGGUGGGUUGCCUGCAAGCUUUUCUGGGAGUUCUAUAGAGAAUCUUUUGGUGAAUGGUCAGAUGGGUAACUCUAAGCUCAAUGGAUCACUUUCUGUGUUGCAGAACAUGACUUCGUUGAAACAAAUUUGGGUGCAUGGUAAUUCAUUUACAGGUCCUAUACCAGAUUUGUCAAACCAUGAUCAACUUUUUGAUGUGAGCUUGAGGGAUAACCAGUUAACUGGUGUUGUUCCACCCUCUCUCACUGAUCUUCCUGCUUUGAAGGUUGUGAAUUUGACCAAUAAUUAUCUUCAAGGGUCUCCUCCCAAGUUCAAAGAUGGGGUUAGGGUUGAUAAUGAUAUGGAUAGGGGGAACAAUAGAUUUUGCACAAAGGUUGUUGGUCAGCCAUGUAGUCCCCUUGUGAAUGUUUUGCUUUCUGUUGUUGAACCUUUGGGGUAUCCUUUAAAACUUGCUGAAAAUUGGGAGGGUAAUGACCCUUGUGGUAAACAAUGGAUGGGGAUUGUCUGUGCUGGGGGUAAUAUUUCCAUUAUCAAUUUUCAGAACAUGGGUCUAUCUGGCAACAUUUCUCCUGGUUUUGCCCAACUUACAUCUGUGACAAAGUUGUUUCUUGCUAACAAUGAUCUCACAGGUACUAUACCAAGUGAACUUACUAGUAUGCCUCUUCUGAAACAGCUAGAUGUUUCCAACAAUAAGUUAUAUGGUCAGGUACCAUCCUUCCGAGCAGAUGUGGUUUUGAAGACUGGUGGGAAUCCUGAUAUUGGAAAGGACAAACCUCAAGGGCCGCCUGGCUCUGGAGGUAAAGAUAAGAAACAUGGUGCUGGAGCUAUUGUUGGGAUUGCUGUAGGGGGUGUCAGCUUGCUUGGUAUAGGGGUUCUGGGAGUUGUUAUUUAUGGUAGAAAGCAUAAAAAGCGUCCUGCUGGAAAACUUCAAAGUCCAAAUGCAAUUGUGGUACAUCCUCGUCAUUCUGGAGACGGAAAUGGUUUGAAGAUAAGUGUUGCCGCAGCGAGUGGUAGUGGUGGGGGAACUAGUACUGGUGGAUUUAGUCCAGCUACUAGUGUUCAAACUGUGGAAGCUGGUAACAUGGUCAUUUCAAUUCAAGUUUUGAGAGAAGUCACAAACAAUUUCAGUGAAGAAAACAUAUUGGGGAGGGGCGGGUUUGGCACGGUGUACAAAGGAGAAUUGCAUGAUGGAACAAAGAUUGCAGUGAAAAGGAUGGAAUGUGGAAUGGUGGUUGAGAAAGGGCUGGAUGAGUUCAAGUCUGAAAUCGCAGUACUCACUAAAGUUCGACACAGGCAUUUGGUUGCACUCCUAGGCUAUUGCUUAGAUGGAAAUGAGAGGCUUCUGGUGUAUGAAUACAUGCCUCAGGGGCCUCUUAGUAAACACCUAUUUGACUGGCAAGAAGAAGGGUUAAGACCACUGGAGUGGAAGAGAAGGCUUUCCAUUGCCUUGGAUGUUGCUAGAGGUGUUGAAUAUCUUCAUGCUUUGGCACAACAAAUUUUUAUCCAUAGGGAUCUGAAACCUUCAAAUAUCUUGCUUGGGGAUGAUAUGCGUGCUAAAGUAGCAGACUUUGGAUUGGUUCGGCUUGCACCAGAUGGACAAGUCUCAUUCGCAACUAGAAUUGCUGGAACUUUUGGAUAUCUUGCACCAGAGUAUGCAGUCACUGGACGAGUUACAACAAAGGUUGAUGUAUAUAGCUACGGCGUGAUUCUUAUGGAGAUGGUAACCGGAAAGAGAGCAAUUGACAAUAGCCAACCAGAAGAGAGUAUCCACCUUGUUACAUGGUUCCGAAGGAUGCUGCUGAACAAAGACUCAUUCAGAAAGCUCAUUGACCCCACAAUAGAUGUUGACGAGGAAGCCUUAGAUAGUUUGAAGACUGUUGCAGACUUGGCCAGCCACUGCUGCGCAAGAGAGCCGCAUCAGCGUCCUGACAUGGGUCAUGUUGUGAAUGUGAUAGCACCGUUUGUUGAGAUCUGGAAGAAGCCUGCAGUUGUAGAUGCUGAUGACAUGUGUGGGAUUGACUUAGACAUGAGCUUGCCUCGAGCACUCAGUAAGUGGCAGGCUCUUGAUGGAAUGAGCACUCUGGAUCAAUCAUCUUCUACAUCAAUGCUUAGUAGUGGAGAUAAUACACAGUCAAGCAUUGCAACAAUGCGACCUUCUGGAUUUGCAGAUUCGAUUUGUGAUGGAAGAUGAAGUUUGAUAUAUACAUUUAGAACCUCUUUGAUUUACUAUUAAAAAGUAAAAACAAGAAAAUAACAUAUUCCAAUGGUACUUCAACUAUAAGUGUAUCGGGAUGUGUUAUUUUUCUAUUUUCUUUCUAACAGUAAACCAAUCAGAUUUUGAAGUUCUGAUAUCUAUGUUAUUACUUUUUCCUGACUCUUUGAGCUAUUAUUUCUGUAGUUUGUUUUACCAUCUAGUUGGGAAUUUACUGGUUUUUUUUUCUGUU
Messenger RNA from Lotus japonicus, 3326 nucleotides. Its product is annotated as receptor protein kinase TMK1-like. The record is from RefSeq and is a predicted model, not a curated record. The coding region runs from base 287 to 3073 and encodes 928 amino acids. Gene Ontology annotation, molecular function: protein kinase activity; ATP binding; protein binding. Gene Ontology annotation, biological process: protein phosphorylation. The transcript is spliced from 2 exons. NCBI's taxonomy places the organism in Eukaryota, Viridiplantae, Streptophyta, Magnoliopsida, Fabales, Fabaceae.